Molecule: messenger RNA, 2354 nt
Organism: Hemiscyllium ocellatum (epaulette shark)
Lineage: Eukaryota; Metazoa; Chordata; Chondrichthyes; Orectolobiformes; Hemiscylliidae
Gene: nubp1
Product: nucleotide binding protein 1 (MinD homolog, E. coli)
Exons: 11
Coding region: 32-1000 (322 amino acids)
Biological process (GO): iron-sulfur cluster assembly
Cellular component (GO): cytosol
Molecular function (GO): ATP hydrolysis activity; ATP binding; ATP-dependent FeS chaperone activity
Source: RefSeq, a predicted model, not a curated record
ACCGGAAGUGCGGUUCCAGGACAACGCGAUCAUGGCGGACGUACCAAGCAACGCGCCAUCACAUUGUCCAGGAACAGGCAGUGAUAAUGCUGGUAAAGCUUCAGCCUGCCAGGGCUGUCCCAAUCAAGCUUUCUGUGCCUCAGGUGCAUCCAAAGCUACAGAUCCAGCAAUUCAGGAGAUUAAGGAUAAGAUGGCAUCUGUAAAGCAUAAAAUCUUGGUUUUAUCUGGAAAAGGAGGUGUUGGCAAGAGCACUUUCAGUGCGCACUUAGCCCACGGAAUAGCAAGUGACGACAGUAAGCAGGUUGCUCUUCUGGACGCUGACAUGUGUGGCCCAUCCAUUCCAAAAAUAAUGGGAGUGGAAGGUGAACAAGUACACCAGAGUGGGUCAGGAUGGUCUCCAGUGUAUGUGGAAGAAAAUCUGGGUGUAAUGUCAAUUGGAUUUUUACUCAGCAGCCUUGAUGACGCUGUAAUUUGGAGGGGCCCAAAGAAAAAUGGUUUAAUCAAGCAGUUCUUACGAGAUGUGGACUGGGGUGAAGUAGAUUAUCUGAUUGUUGAUACACCACCUGGUACCUCUGAUGAACAUCUUUCCAUUGUACAGUACCUGAGCACCACACAAGUCGAUGGAGCUGUGAUCAUUACCACUCCACAGGAAGUGUCGCUACAGGAUGUGAGAAAGGAAAUUAACUUCUGUCGGAAAGUGAAUUUGCCUAUAAUUGGGGUUGUAGAAAAUAUGAGUGGUUUUGUGUGUCCAAAGUGCCAGCAUGAAUCUCAGAUUUUUCCACCAACUACAGGAGGUGCCAUGAAGAUGUGUAAAGAUUUAAGCAUUCCCUUCCUUGGUAAAGUGCCCUUGGAUCCUAGGAUAGGAAAGAGUUGUGAUGAAGGCAAGUCAUUUUUGACAGAAAUUCCAGGUUCUUCAGCAACUCUUGUCUACAAGGAUAUCAUUCAUCGAAUCCAAGAACACUGUGCCACUCACCAAUCUGAUGUAGAAGCAACCACCUAAUGUAUCAAAAGAUUUUCUGCAAUCUGCUGAGCGAAUUUGGCCAACUUAAGUCAGUGGAGGAAACCACAGCUGAAGCUGAAUUUGCUCUGACUGCAUAUUUUCAGUUUUCAUUCGUAAUCUCUGAACUUCAAGAUAAUUCUUUGCUAUCUUGGCUCUACUGCUAUACUCCGUGAAGCUCUCAUUUUAGAUUUCAGUUUAAAUUACUUUAAUGGAAUAGAAUGAUGGACAUAAGGAUUUCUAAUAAAGAGUCUUUUUAUAUUUGUUGCACUGCCAGUGGAGAAAGACAUUUUUGAUUGAGUGGUCUAAUCAUGCUGCAAAGGGGAGUUAAAUAUAGAAUUAUUUCCCUUAUUCAGCCAUAACCUAGUGUUUGGUGGGGGGAACCAGUGAAGGAAAAAGCAAAUUGUACUCAUGGCUGCCAAGACAUAAUGCCCUUUCAGGAAACAGCAAUAGAAUCACCAUACCAAGCCUUUGACUCAGCGAGCAGGAACUCUAUACUCAAAUACAACACAGAAUUUUACUUCUCUGCUUUCUGCUGGGUUUUGUGACUAUGUGUUGAGAGAAAAAGGUUACAUGAUAGCUACCUUCUAGCUACAAUGUAUUAUCUUCACAUUUAAGUCUGCAUUUCACCUCCCCGUCACCAGUAAUUUUUGAUAUUGCUGCUGAGUCUCUGAUUAUGAAUUAUAUAUUUAAACAACAACUCAAGAACUAAUGUGAAUCCCAAAGGAAGACUCUGGUCUCCUUCAAUCUCCUCCAAUAAAAGCCAAAUUACUCAUUUGGAUUAUUGUAGUGGCUUUUUGUUUCCAAACUGACAACAUCCUUUUAGAAAAUUGUUAAUACUAUUUGGAGUUUUCUUCAGGUGUCAAUGUUAAAUACUGUUUAUUUGAUUAAUGCAAUUUUGAUACCUCAAGUCAAAGCAGUUCCACGUGAUAAAUCUGUGUUAGUAUCAUGUGGAAAUAAUUGUGUUAAUAAUGAUUACAAACUUCACUUUUAUCGCUGUCCUCGCUAUUUUCAGUUACUUUCACUUUGUCCAAAUGUUGAGUCAAUUAGGCUAAAGCCCAAAUCUUUGAUUUUGUGUACUGUUUGUGUUUAGAUUAGAUGAUUAGCCAGUCUGCAAUCUGACAGAUUAAGUGGAUCCCAAAAUCUGUGCUCCAUCCUGCAAGAUACACGACAAAGUUGGAUUCUGAGUUUGUUAAAAUGUUGUAAGAUCAUAAUAGUAAUCGUGUAAAUUAAUGUAAUAUAUGUUGAACUUGUAUGUUGACAUUUUAAUAAACCUCAGAAGUGAGAAAGGCACUGUACUUUCAGAACAAAGUGUUUUUCAAAAUUUACAACAUAAAUAAAAUAACUUUAGCUUACA